AUGAUUAAUAAAGAUCGUAUAUCUCGUAUUUCUAAAUCGAUAUCACUUGAGUCAUUACAUAGUCAACCAACAACCGGUACUUCCAUUCUUUCGUCAACGAAAAUAUCUCUGUAUUUUUUAAAAGAAUCAAAUAAAAAUAAUCGAAGAAAAACCUUAUUACUCAAACCACAUAGAACAAAAAGCGUACAUAUUCUAUUGGCAAACAAUCAAAAGAAAGGGUCGUAUAUUCAAGAAUCAAUAAAAGUAGUUAAAAAUAAUACAAGUAAAUCUCCAGAAAAAAAUAUCGUACAUAUGAACAUGGAAGAUAAUAAUGAUUUCCACUUAAAAAUUUCUAACAGUGCAAUCAACAUUGAUAGUACUCGUCGAGCCGAAAGUUCUUCACCCAUUGAAGAUACUAAUAAAUCAAAUCGUGAAUACGUAGUUGAUGAAGCAAAUGAUCAACAUCUGAUUGCAGCAACCUAUAAAAAUAAUGAAUAUAACAAAUAA
Molecule: messenger RNA, 486 nt
Organism: Rotaria socialis
Lineage: Eukaryota; Metazoa; Rotifera; Eurotatoria; Philodinida; Philodinidae
Source: the annotation of a GenBank genome assembly